AGUUAACCGUUGAUAUCUACAGAAGUGCUUAUUGUGUGUGAGAAGAUACACCUUUUUCAAAGGUGUGUGAAGAUUUUCAGUUGUGCUUCCUUGAUGAUAAAAGGACCAGUUGAGUUGAAAGUAUCAGAUGUUGAUGGGUGUAGAUUUUUGUGAGAAUCGCGCGGGCAGUUACCGGAACGGUUACUUCGUGGCGAAAACCCGGAAAUAUAAAAUUUUAUAUCAUCUAGGAGAGGUAGGAGAUUGGUCCACUGACCCAGCAGACACGUCGAAGUCGUCUCCAACGCCAAAGAAACCAUCACCGGAUCAAGUCGAGGACGAAACCGAACAUUCACCAAAAGUCGAGUCGGAUGAAAAGACUCCGAGGAUUCGACUGAAAGCGAAUCUGGCUACUGACCCUGCGCUGCAUUCACAGCUCUUAUCACAUUUGAAUGUUGACCAGGAACAAUCUCCUAGCGAAUAUCUGGCAAGUUUGCCCUCUGCUCUACAGAACGCUCUGUCAAGGGGAUUCUUUCUUCCCAAUAUCAUUCCUGCCGCUGAGGUGUCAAGGCCAACGGAAUCCUUAGAACCUAAGCAGCCAAUUGUACCGAUAUUCCAAUGCCCGCCCUGUGGAAUCAGAUUCUCGUCUCUGAGCACCUUGGAAGCUCAUCAAACAUAUUACUGUUCUCAUAGGAUCAACAAACCGGCAAAUGACGACGAGUCGAAGUCAACAGGAGCCGAAGCGAGUGGAAACCAUUCGGAUGUAGAUCUUUCCGAAUCAACGUCGAAAAAUAUUCGUGUUGGAAAACAGUACACUUGUACGCAGUGUUCAUACAGUGCCGACAAGAAAGUCAGUUUGAACCGACAUAUGCGGAUGCAUACCGUGUCUCCAAGCCCUAGUCCUAGUACGACAAACUUAAUACCCAACGGCGAUUCCAGUAGUGACAACCAGGAUCGCUAUUGCGCAGAAUGCGACAUCAGAUUCAGUUCGCAAAAGACGUUUCGUGCCCACAAAAUGCAUUACUGCAAUUCCAGGCAUAUGAUCAAACCUUCCAUAUCAACCGCCAAAACGACGUCUAAUAAUUCCGGUUCGUCGCCUACUUCCCCUGCAGAGGCUACUUCUUGCAAAACUCCCCCCUCCCCUUCUACUUCGGCUGCUCCAAAUCAGCCCUUCUUGGCGCUACCAACCAAUCCCAUUAUUAUUGUGCCAUACUCCCUGUUCCGAAGCGCCAGUGUUUUGCCUGGACUGUCCCCAGCUGCUGGCAUGCCAAACCCUGACACUCCCUGCUUCCUUUUACCAAAUGGUACCCUUCAACCAAUGACGAACGCAUUGACUUCGAAUCAUUCCAGUCAACAGCAUGAAGUAGUGAGGAAUGCGAACAAAUCCAAAGAACCUGUAGUUAUCAGAGAUACCUCAUCCACUCCGUUAGAUUUGAGUGUGAGGAAAUCUCCCGAGCUUGACGAUCUAGUUAUCGACCUGGGCGAAGAGCAGGAGAAAGAAAAUCGGAAGCGGUCUCCUUCUCCUGAAAAAAUUGAGUGCGUUCCGUCGCUGCACUGUUCUCCUCCAACAACGCCAGUCUCUCAUACCAAUUCGUCUCCUAGCUUGAGUACUUCGCCAAAAAGGAAACUGGAUGAAACGUCGAGAAGCAGUAGUCCCAAGCGAUUAAAGUCGAAGUCAGAGAAAGUUAGAACGAGCCCGGAAAUGAACAAUUUACCGCCAUUUGACGGUUCUUCCUUACAUCCCUUGUUGAUGCGAGGAUCUUUACCUCUAUUUCCCCCCGACGUGCAGAUGAGGUUGACUGAGAUGCCUGCGAUUCCACCAGUAAUGCCCCAGGUCCUGGUGAAGCAAGGAGUAUCAAAAUGCAAAGAUUGCAAUAUCGUCUUUUGUAAACUAGAGAACUAUGUGAUUCACAAGAAGCAUUACUGUUCUGCAAGGUCACAGGAAGAAGACAGUUGUAAAACUUCGGGAAGUCCGCCUGCCAGCCCUAGGAGUACCGGAACGACGAGUCCUGCCGGGCAGUACCAGCAACUGAUUUGCCUUGCUUGCGGUAUCAAAUUCACCUCACUUGAUAAUCUCAACGCACAUCAAGCGUACUACUGCUUGAAACGGGGCGAAAUGGAUCCGAGGAAAUGUGGAAAGUGUAGGGGAGUAAUCGAACCGGGACAUCAAUGCAUAACGAGCCCAUCGUUUGCGGGAUGGAAGUGUCCUUGUUGCGAAGUCAUAAGUCCUACAGCCAGUGCAGCUCAGAGGCAUAUGGAUUCUCACGCGGGGAUCAAGGCCUACAGGUGUACCAUUUGCAGGUACAAAGGGAACACACUGCGAGGAAUGAGAACCCACAUCAGGAUGCACUUCGACAAACGAUCCCCAGAUCUACAGGAGGAGAAGUAUAUCACAUACAUUCUUGAAGAUGAAGGUACCAGCACGGUUGAAGUGAACGUGAUUCCUUCCCAUGGCCCAGCGAGUAUUCUGGACGACCGAUCCAGAUCUCCUAACACUGAAAGUUUCCUGGAACCCAGCCACCAUUGCAACCAGUGUUCCUACAGCUCAUCAUACAAAGCCAACGUUCUGAGGCACAUUAAACUAGUCCACGAGAGCUCACACGCGGAAGAUUCAGCUGUUAAUGGCUCCGAGGAAAAAGAAAUCAGGUCUAUGCCUCUUCUGGAGGAAGACGAGGAGAUACUGGUGAAAAAAGAGGCGAUUGAGCCGGAAGUAAUCAUAGCGCACGAUGAAGAUCAUAUAAUAAAAGAGGAAGUCAUGGAACCUUCUUCUACGUCGAAGCCCGAAGAAUUGGAAGAAGUUGUUCAAGGCACAGCUAAAACUGGAGCCAGAUAUUGCAAAUCUUGCGACAUUUAUUUCAACUACUAUUCGACGUUCGUUGCGCAUAAAAAGUUUUAUUGUUCCAGUCAUGCUGGAGAAGUGACGAUGAUGUCGACGAACAACAAUAAUAAUAAUCCGACGAGUCGUCCGUCGGAAGAAGCGUCGGUACUCUGAGCUAGCUGACGGGAUCUGAACGUGGAUAAGGAAUGUUCAUAGGUGUUAUAAAUUGGGCCAGUCCUCUCAUGUAUACGCGCGACAUAUUUUAAUGCCUCAACACAAACCGACUAAGCGAUCGGCGUUAUCAUUUUUACGAAAAAGUACACAACUGUGUGUAUUAUUUCAAUAUUGGACCGGCAUUAAUAAUGCGAUUUUCAGAAUCUCAUUGAUGAAUUGUGAUAAUAAUGCAUUAAGUAGAAAUAACCAACUAUUUCAGCUCAAUAUCGCUCAUGUAACUGAACCAUAAAUGUUGUUCUCCAUUGGAAUGUAUGAAGGAGAAGCUAUUGACAAAGUUGGAGCAGUCUGAAAUGUACUAUUUCUAUAUUUCUACUCCAUAUUUGAUAUUUGAUCUGCAAGCGUGUUGAUCCUUGAUUUAGUGAAAGAAUUUGACCAGUUUGUCAUCCUUUUUUCCUUGUAAUACCUGAAUUAAUAAUUAAAACAAUGAUUCAGGCUAGAACAAAGUUGACAAAAUGGUUGAGUCUUUCGCGGCCGAGGUUUUUAGUAUCACUAUUUGUAUUUGGGUUUGAGGGCCGUUGAUUUUAGGAGUUUCUUCCCAAGCAAAGGCCAAGAAAACCUAGAGAGAGAGAUACGAGUGCCUACUUCUUCAGAGGUUUAUUAUUGUGUGAUUUUUUAAGAGGUAUAGGAUUUGAUUUUCAAAACAACACAAAA
This is a messenger RNA of Leptinotarsa decemlineata (Colorado potato beetle), 3679 nucleotides long. It is a transcript of the gene ush, whose product is annotated as Zinc finger protein ush. Gene Ontology annotation, biological process: heart development; negative regulation of transcription by RNA polymerase II; cell differentiation. NCBI's taxonomy places the organism in Eukaryota, Metazoa, Arthropoda, Insecta, Coleoptera, Chrysomelidae. Gene Ontology annotation, molecular function: RNA polymerase II-specific DNA-binding transcription factor binding. The record is from RefSeq and is a predicted model, not a curated record. Gene Ontology annotation, cellular component: nucleus.